Drosophila kikkawai is the source of this 1844-nucleotide messenger RNA. RefSeq names its product probable peptidoglycan muropeptide transporter SLC46. Lineage: Eukaryota; Metazoa; Arthropoda; Insecta; Diptera; Drosophilidae. Gene Ontology annotation, cellular component: membrane. The record is from RefSeq and is a predicted model, not a curated record. Gene Ontology annotation, molecular function: transmembrane transporter activity. Gene Ontology annotation, biological process: transmembrane transport.
AUGAACGAUGAACCGCAUGCCCACGAAACGCUGGUGGCCAAGGCCCGGCGAUCAGGAUACAAGGAUCCGGAAACGGGCAGUACCAGUAGCGAGGAGAGUCUGAGUGGAAGCGUUAGUUCCGUCGUGCCAGCAAUUGCCAGUAACGAACGUCCGCCAGAGACUGUGCCAGCCAUCCAGCCAUCCCUGAGAAUCUAUCUGCUUGAACCCUUCAUUUUAAUUCUACUCUUCGCCUACAACUUCUCCUCCACUGUUUUGAAGAAUGAAGUCAUCUACCAGAGUUGCACGUCCGGUCUUGGUUAUCCGGAUAAUGUUUGCCGGCUUCUGGGCACCAAGAAUGCCACAAACGAGACAAAGCGAAUCGAGGAGGAAGUGCAACCAUAUGCUGCUCGGGUCACUCUGGUCAUGAGAAUGGUGGAAUGCUUUAUUCCUGCAUUCUGUGGUCUCUUUGCCGGCGCCUGGGCAGAUCGCUACGGGCGCAAACCGCUGCUCAUGUGCUCCUUUCUAGGCUAUGGCCUGCAGUAUCUUAUUUCAGCGAUAAUCGCCUACUGGGCCAUUCAGACUCACGGUCUGGUCAGUCCCUGGUGGUAUGUGCUCUCCAUUUUGCCGAUUUCCUGCUUGGGCAGCAGUGUCACCUACUCCGUGGCUGCCGUUUGCUUCAUCGGCGAUGUCUCCGAGGGCAAAGUGCGUUCUUAUAGACUGAUUGCCUACGAGCUGGCCAUCUAUGUAGGCUUGCUCCUUGGCAGCUUCGGCUCUGGUUAUGUUUAUGAGGCCACCGAUGCCUAUGUGGUUCUAAGCAUAUCGGCGGGCUCCAUUCUGGCAGCUCUCUUUCUGUUAUCGGCCCUGCUCCCGGAGAGUCUGCCGAAGGGGGACCGGUCUGCAACGACGCCAGCGAACGAUAGGAACGUGCUCUCUCUCCUGAAGGAUAUGUGGAACAGCUGCAGCAAGCCCCGGGAGCAUCAUAAUCGCUCGAUUAUGCUAACCAUCAUGGUGGUUCUGCUGUUAACCGCCUUUGUGGCAGAUGGCAGCAACUCGGUGUUUUACCUGUUUAUGAGAGCCAAGUUCCAUUGGAGCGUCAAACAGUUUACAGAGUACGAGAGUGUCAGCAUUUUGGUGCCAGCUGUGGCAGGAUCUGGUGGAGUACUCUUCAUUUGGUCCCUCCGAAAGUGCACCAACUCGGCCGUACUGUGGCUCGCAUUGGUCUCCCUGCUGAGCCACUCCUCCAGCAGCUUAAUGAAGGCUUUCGCCAUGGUGAGCUGGCAGAUCUAUGUGGCCAUUGGUCUUGGUGUGUUUAAAUCCCUAGUGAAUCCCAUGUGUCGCACCAUGAUCACAAAUCUACUGCCGGCCGAUGAGCGGGGUAAAAUCUUCGCCCUACUUGGCGUCGUGCAAAAUCUGUCGCCUUUGGUGUCGUCGAGCUUGUAUUAUGCGAUCUACACGAGAACCCUGGAUAGUGAUCCAGGGAUUUUCAAUUUAUUCAGCACCUUUCUCUACAGUCUGGGGAUAAUUCUUCUGGGAUUCGUUUGGCUCGAGAAGACAAAGAAUCGAGUGUACUAUGUGCCGCUUUUUAGGUGAUUAUGGCUAAGAGUCACUCGGAGAGCUGUGCCAACUUUCGCAUAUCAAUUAUUCAGAUGGCCUGGCGCCACCGGGAACUCCCUUGAACACCAAUCAUCUAUACAUCAUUUUAUACUUAUUUACAUACUCUCGUAUCUGCCGCGAUCUCUCUAUGUAUAUCUCUCUCCGUUUGGGUUGAAAGUAUUCUCUAAUUACAGAAAUCGAAAUAUUUUCUCAUUAACAACAAGAAAGGAAGCUAACUUUGACAGUUACAGUUUUACAUUCCCAGUUUUACA